AUUGGAGCCCCAUUAAAUGGAAUUGUUAUCUGGCUGCUUGGCUUCCAAAUUAAGAGAAACCCUUUCACAGUAUUGAUUCUUAAUUUAGCUAUUGCCGACUUUGGGUUUCUCAUCUUUAUGACUAUAUUGUGUAUUGACAUUUUUAUAGGUUUUAUACAGUCAGAAACUCUCCAGAUUAUCUUCUGUUCUCUCUUAAAUGUUACAUAUAUGAACGGUCUGUUUCUUCUGACAGCCAUCAGCAUUGACCGGUGCGUGGCUGUCCUUUUCCCAAUCUGGCAUCGCUGUUCCCGGCCAAAAUAUUUGUCCCCUGCUGUCUGCACCUUCCUCUGGAUCUUAUCUUUCCUCCUGACUGGAAUUAGCGGCAAUUGGAAUAUUUUAAUUGUUUCUUAUAUCCCUUAUGAUAUCUGCUUGAUCGUGACUGCUGUGCUUUGCUUUCUGUUGAUCACAAUCUCUACUGUGAUCCUAUUCAUCAAAAUAUGUCUUAAAUCAAAACAGCUCAAACGUGGAAGAAUCUUAGUGAUGACUUUAAUUACUCUUCUUUGUUUUCUUAUUCUUGCAUUCCCAUUUUAUAUCUAUGUGUUAGUUAUUCAUUUUAUUCGGAAGUGGUAUUUGCUUGAUAGUAUUCAAUUAGCGCUCAUCUUUAGUCUUUCUGCUCCUCUAAACAGCAGCGUUAACCCAGUGAUCUAUUUUCUGGUUGGGAGAAAGAAAAAAGCUCGCUCUAGGGAGAGCAUCAAGGUCAUUUUUCAAAGAGUCUUCAGAGAAGAUGAAGCUCCUGAAAUCUGAUAAAAGUUUAUAAACACAAUUUCAAACUCUCUGUAAAUGCAAAACUUCUGCUGUUCUUUAAUGCUGGUUAUCUCUUAUGAGUGCAUAGCUGUAUUUCUUGUUAUAGAAAUGAAGUAUAAUAAAGGAUUCUUUCCUCUCCAGAGGAAGUGGCCUCUGUUCCAGCUUUAAACCAUAAUUAACAAGUUAAAAUUCAUAUAUGGCUGGAAAAGAUGAUUAAAAUACAUAUAGAAUUUAAGCCAGAAUUGUUAUUAUUAUUCUUGUUGACUACAGUUCCUGAAUAUUAUAU
Messenger RNA from Crotalus tigris (Tiger rattlesnake), 1069 nucleotides. RefSeq names its product mas-related G-protein coupled receptor member H-like. Gene Ontology annotation, molecular function: G protein-coupled receptor activity. Lineage: Eukaryota; Metazoa; Chordata; Lepidosauria; Squamata; Viperidae. The record is from RefSeq and is a predicted model, not a curated record. Gene Ontology annotation, biological process: G protein-coupled receptor signaling pathway. Gene Ontology annotation, cellular component: membrane. The transcript has a single exon. The annotation marks the transcript as partial.